Symbiodinium pilosum is the source of this 582-nucleotide messenger RNA. The record is from the annotation of a GenBank genome assembly. Lineage: Eukaryota; Dinophyceae; Suessiales; Symbiodiniaceae.
AUGGAUUCAUCUAAGCAGCUGAUAGGGGCCGCUUGGAUCCACCUCUUGAACUUGCUCUUCGCGCAGAGGCUGGAGCAACACUUCGAAAAAGCAGGUGGAGAUGAGUGUGAUUGGUAUUGGAUUAACAUAGUGGUUGACUGCACGCUUGGCGUUGCUGUCAGCUACGCACUACUGCAACUAUCAAUGAGGAUAAUUCAGGCCUCGGUCCCGGCGCAGGCACCAGAUUUCAAGCCCGGUGAAUACCGGGUCAACGGAGGAAUAGAUGCAGCGAAGUACGUCAAGCAGCUGGCUGUGUGGCUUCUGAUUGUGAGUGCGAUGAAGCUGAGCAUGGUCCUCUUCAUGGGCCUGUUUCACACACUUCUUCUAGCCCUUGCUCGCUUGAUACUUGCUCCGUUCGGCACUAGCCCCAAUCUGAAGCUUCUCGUGGCGAUGAUUGCUACACCCUUCUGCAUGAAUGCCCUGCAGUUCUGGGUGACGGAUAAUUUCAUCAAAAAACAAGGCGGUGCUGCUGAAGAAGAUGAUGACGACAUCGAGAUGGACGAGCGCGGUGGGCGCACCAAGAUUGACCACGGUGAUUUGUGA